This is a messenger RNA of Umbelopsis ramanniana AG, 1060 nucleotides long. RefSeq lists its product as uncharacterized. NCBI's taxonomy places the organism in Eukaryota, Fungi, Mucoromycota, Umbelopsidomycetes, Umbelopsidales, Umbelopsidaceae. The coding region runs from base 260 to 940 and encodes 226 amino acids. Gene Ontology annotation, biological process: mRNA splicing, via spliceosome. The record is from RefSeq and is a predicted model, not a curated record. The transcript has 3 exons. Gene Ontology annotation, molecular function: RNA binding; zinc ion binding. Gene Ontology annotation, cellular component: nucleus; precatalytic spliceosome.
GUUUUCCAAGUUCUUCUCUUUGUUUAUUGUGCUCAUACUUCUUGGCAAACUCCUCAUUGAUCUUGAAAUCAAAGGUUUCGUCGUCUCCAUUCAAAUCCAUGGCUGAAGAAUGUUUUAGUGAUUCGUCUUCGAGUCAUGGAAUCAAAAAAAAAGUGAAGAAAUUCCAUUGUGACUGCUUUCACGUGACGGCUGGCAAAAUUGCAUUUGCUGUGUCGUAUGGACUGUGAGAUCGCCUUCCAGCUACAGCAAUUCUUAGAGCAUGUCUGAAUUUUGGGUCUCACAGCAGAGGCAUUGGUGCCAAUACUGUAAAAAGUACAUUACCAACAACAAGCCCUCCAUAUCAAUCCAUGAGAGCGGCAAAGCCCACAAGGAUAUGGUGGAGAAGUUUUUGCGAGACGUGUAUAAGCGUGGAAAGGAGUCACAAAAGGAAAAGGCAGAAGUGCAAAAGGAAUUAGAGCGCAUCGAACAAGCAGCUAUAUCAUCCUACAAUUCAAAAGAUGCUGCAGGCGGGCCGAAAAUACAACUUCCAACGUUACCAAACAAGCCUGCAGCCAAGUCCACAAAAUCAGCUUCCAAACCAAAGUCUUCGGCUCCGCCCAAACAGACGCCAGCUGAACCGUUUGAAAUGCCUAUACCGAAAGAGCCUCGAUCAGAAGCAGCCCCCGGCGAAUGGACUGUUGUCAGCAAACCUGUUAAAAAUAUAAAGGAAGCCACAGCGUCUGAUAAAAGCCAAUCAAGCACUACACAUGACCUGAAGCCAGAGAUGCAGGAUGACUUUGCAGGAUAUGAAGAAGAUCUUCGAAGUUACAAGAUAAAAGAGAAAUCAUACCCUGAAGACGCCUAUGUAGAAGACACCGAUGAGCAAAAGGAUGGCGGUGUGGUGUUUAAGAAACGGAAACUUGGAGGUCAAGGGAAAGGACGCAAUAUUCGCAAAAAGUAAUACAAGUCACUGCAUUUCGGUCUCGUAACAAAAAUGCUCAGAUGACUUUGGAAUAAAGAAGACAAGGGAUCUGUACUCUACAUUAAAUAAAAACCUAAUACCACUAUCCUUAGUUCCCCC